AUGAAUAUGAUAAGUUGUGUCAAAACAAAAACAACAAAGAAGAGUUAUAAAAAGCACAAGUAUAUUAUGUUAUAGUACAAUAGUGUAAGUUGUAGAAAAUAGUUGUAAAUUUGUUGCAAAACAAUAGUAUGUUCCCUUAAGAUUUUAUUUGAAAAGUUUUAGAAUAAAUAGGUUUGUUGUUAUUAUAUUAUUACUAUAUUAUCAUUCUUGCUAAUGUUUCAAUUCUUUCUAAAUUAUUCUUAAUUAAAAAAAUGCAUAAUUAAAGACAAAUUGAGUUCUAAACAAUCAACUUCAGACAUUAAAUAAGGUAAUAUAGUACAAACUAAAUAAUAGGAUUCCAAAACUAUUAAAAUAAUGAGGCAUUAUUGAAUAAAGAUAAUUUUCAUAAAAGAAUUAAUAGUGAUUUAAGAGCAGCUUGA
Messenger RNA from Paramecium octaurelia, 419 nucleotides. The record is from the annotation of a GenBank genome assembly. Lineage: Eukaryota; Ciliophora; Oligohymenophorea; Peniculida; Parameciidae.